AUUACUAUCUUAUAAACUUAACAUUUCGAUGUACAUGUUUUAUAGUAAUCAUUUCGAUGUACAUGUUUUAUAGUAAUCAUUUUUAUUUACAUGUUUUAUAGUAAUCAUUUUCCAUUUUUAUACUGUAUCUAUUGAGCACGUGUUUUACGGCUUUAUCUACAUUGUCUGCUCCUGUCAGUGUAAUCAACUUUAAACUCUUAAUGUUGUUUUAUGUGUUCUCCCAACAGAGGCAGCAGACCUCUAUUAUGAUGCUCUUAAUCCAAUAGGCAGCGGGCAUGGCCCUCUAAUAGGGAAACAGAGGUAGGCUAGACUAGGGAGGACCAUCACUGAACUCUAUUGAUAUUGGGCCAACUCUCUGCUCAGCCAUAAUGCAAACUCUCUGGUGGUUUUGUUGCUGUUCGUUUGUGGGAAUUUCUUUUGGUCCAAGAGAGUAACACAGUAAUGUUACAAAAGCUUACAGUAUUGAAAUGUUGCUGAAUAGUACACGGCAUACAGUAGGCUAUCGAGUUACAGUGUAGCUUACAGUAGGCCUAUGUGUUACUGAGUAGCCUAUAUGCGCUUUGCAUGAAAAGGAAAUCAGUCUUGUGUGAUUUGCUGGGUCGUAUUUCAUACCCCAUGUAAUCUCACGGGAGCGUUAUUGUGGGGGCCUGCCAAUGACAAGAGUAACGUGCGCCAGAUCGUCCCGUGCCUCGCCUCGCCCCACCCCCGCGUGGUCCAUGGAUGUUGCAGUCAGUUCAGCAUCCUCGAGCCCAGUGUCCUCAGAACGGAACUGCUCACGGCCGAGGAAGAAAGGACACGCCGUGCUCCUCCUGAAAACCGACGCUCUUUCAGUAAGGGUCUUUUACUAGUGUGGACCUGAAUAGGUGCAGUCAGUACAUUUAUUAAGUGGACGCGCCAUGGCCAACAGAGGACCCAGUUAUGGGCUGAGUCGAGAGGUCCAGGAGAAGAUCGACCAGAAGUACGACCCGGACCUGGAGGGUAAGCUGGUGGACUGGAUUGUGGUCCAGUGCGGGUCCAACGUAGACCGACCACAGCCCGGCAAACAGAACUUUCAAACAUGGCUCAUGGAUGGAACUGUGCUGUGUAAGCUCAUCAACAGCCUGUACCCUCGUGGCCAAGAGCCCAUCAGGAAAAUCUCAGACACCCAGAUGGCCUUCAAGCAGAUGGAGAAGAUCUCGCAGUUCCUGCAGGCGGCCGAGGCCUACGGAGUCAUCAGCACAGACAUCUUCCAGACCGUGGACUUGUGGGAAGGGAAGGACCUGGCGGCCGUGCAGCGAACGCUGAUGUCUCUGGGGAGCCUGGCGGUAACUAAGGACGACGGACAUUACCGCGGCGACCGAGACUGGUUUCACAAGAAGGCCCAGAGUAACCGGCGUGAUUUCUCCGACGAGCAGCUUCGUCAGGGCCAGAACCUCAUCGGACUCCAGAUGGGCAGCAACCGCGGCGCCAACCAGGCUGGCAUGACCGGAUACGGUAUGCCCCGACAGAUCAUGUAGAGAGGAGAGGAGAGAGGUGAUUGGCUACGGUAUACCCCAGCAGAUCAUGUAGAGAGGAGAGGAGAGAGGUGAUUGGCUACGGUAUACCCCAGCAGAUCAUGUAGAGAGCUGAGAGAGAGGUGAUUGGCUACGGUAUACGAAAACUGAAAGUAAAG
This is a messenger RNA of Engraulis encrasicolus (European anchovy), 1651 nucleotides long. It is a transcript of the gene tagln3b, whose product is annotated as transgelin 3b. Gene Ontology annotation, biological process: actin filament organization. Lineage: Eukaryota; Metazoa; Chordata; Actinopteri; Clupeiformes; Engraulidae. The transcript is spliced from 5 exons. The record is from RefSeq and is a predicted model, not a curated record. Bases 897 to 1496 code for a protein of 199 amino acids. Gene Ontology annotation, molecular function: actin filament binding. Gene Ontology annotation, cellular component: actin cytoskeleton.